Messenger RNA from Seriola aureovittata, 1511 nucleotides. RefSeq names its product adenosine receptor A1. Bases 280 to 1272 code for a protein of 330 amino acids. Gene Ontology annotation, biological process: G protein-coupled adenosine receptor signaling pathway. The transcript is spliced from 2 exons. NCBI's taxonomy places the organism in Eukaryota, Metazoa, Chordata, Actinopteri, Carangiformes, Carangidae. Gene Ontology annotation, molecular function: G protein-coupled adenosine receptor activity. Gene Ontology annotation, cellular component: dendrite; synapse; membrane. The record is from RefSeq and is a predicted model, not a curated record.
UGAGGAUGUAGAAGAGCGGUGAUGCUCUGGUAGCCAGUCUUGUGCAGACCCUCAACAACAUACGGAGGAUUAAUCGUUCAGCAUCCUUUCAUGAGCACAGGUGCCAAUCAUUGUGUAAACGUGGCAAAAGUGCUUUUCUCUGAGCUAGAAAAUAUACAUAAUGGAGGAUGUUUCUGUGCUGAUGCAAAACCCAAAGUGGAGACAAGAAGUUUCAACAACCAAUUUAAUUUUUUUCACAAUCUGAGCAAAGGUAAAAUAGAUCUGUAGUAAACAGAGAAGAUGUCUUCCUCUCCUGGCAUCAAGUCUCGGGAGCAUGUGGACAUGGUGUACAUCUCCAUUGAGACAGCUAUUGCCCUGGCCUCUGUGCUGGGGAAUGUGCUGGUGGUGGUGGUAGUGUGUGUGAACCGGGCUCUCCGCAAUACCACCUUCUGCUUCAUCGUGUCUCUGGCCGUGGCUGACAUCGCUGUGGGAGUCUUGGUCAUCCCUCUGGCUAUUAUCAUCAGUCUGGGAUUUAGCACUCAGUUCUACACCUGCCUCUUCCUCUCCUGCCUUCUGCUGAUCAUCACCCAGAGCUCCAUCCUUUCCCUGCUGGCUAUCGCCAUUGACCGAUAUCUCAGAGUCAAGAUUCCCACCAGGUACUGCAUCAUUGUGACCCAGGGGAGGGCAUAUGUGGCAGUUUGUCUCUGUUGGAUCCUCUCCUUCCUCACUGGAUUGGUUCCAAUGAUUGGCUGGAAUAACCGUGAUGCCCAAGCAAACCACAGCAGUUCCAGCGAGAUCGUCUGCAAAUUCACCACUGUCAUAAGGAUGGACUACAUGGUGUACUUCAAUUUCUUUGGCUGGGUGGUGGUACCGCUGACCAUAAUGAUCGCUCUGUAUGCAGAGAUCUUUAGGGUGAUCCGGCGGCAGCUGAACCGACGCGCUGAGGCCACUUGUGAUGGGGACAGGUACUAUAGGAAGGAGCUGAAGCUGGCCAAAUCUCUGGCCUUGGUGGUCUUCCUCUUUGCUGUGUGUUGGCUGCCGAUACACAUUAUAAACUGCAUCGACUUCUUCUGCUCCAAGUGCUACUUACCAAAGUUUGCCACAUAUAUAGGGAUUUUCAUGUCCCAUGUGAACUCAGCCCUCAACCCAUUAGUUUAUGCAUUCAGGAUAAAGCGGUUCCGUGUCACGCUGGUCCAGAUCACUCGCCGCUGCAUGUUAUGUAAAUCCACAGAGCCCACCCCAUGCCCCACCAGUACGCCAGCCAUAACGGAGAAAGUGGAUGCCAACUUGUAACAGGGACUGGAGCACUUCUGGGUGCACUGCUUACAGUGCAGUGAUGAGACUCACAGGAUAACGUGGUAUUUGGAAUAUGAGCCAAUCAAUACAGACAACAAAGCCCUUGGACGCAUUUCUUUGAGUCAAACCUUAAGAAAAUGAACCUGCACUGAGAAAAAAAAAAUAUCCCCAUCAUUCUGCAUAAUUUUGUUUUCACUAAAUGCUUUCAGAAUUGAUUCAUAUUGAAUUAUAAAAUA